Drechmeria coniospora is the source of this 789-nucleotide messenger RNA. RefSeq names its product 40S ribosomal protein S2. Bases 1 to 789 code for a protein of 262 amino acids. Gene Ontology annotation, molecular function: structural constituent of ribosome; RNA binding. The transcript is spliced from 3 exons. Gene Ontology annotation, cellular component: ribosome; cytosolic small ribosomal subunit. The record is from RefSeq and is a predicted model, not a curated record. Gene Ontology annotation, biological process: translation. NCBI's taxonomy places the organism in Eukaryota, Fungi, Ascomycota, Sordariomycetes, Hypocreales, Ophiocordycipitaceae.
AUGGCUGACCGCGGAGCACGUGGCGGUGGUUUUGGAGCUCGAGGCGGUGACCGCGGUCGUGGUGGUGACCGUGGCCGUGGACGUGGUCGUGGACGCGGCCGUCGCGGUGGCAAGGGCGAGGAGAAGGAGUGGCAGCCCGUCACCAAGCUCGGUCGCCUGGUAAAGGCCGGCAAGAUCAACAGCAUGGAGGAGAUCUACCUGCACUCCCUGCCCAUCAAGGAGUUCCAGAUUGUCGACAACUUUCUGCCCAAGCUCAAGGAUGAGGUCAUGAAGAUCAAGCCCGUCCAGAAGCAGACCCGUGCCGGUCAGCGCACGCGAUUCAAGGCCGUCGUCAUCAUUGGUGACUCCGAGGGCCACGUCGGUCUCGGUAUCAAGACCUCCAAGGAAGUCGCUACCGCCAUCCGCGCCGCCAUCAUUAUUGCGAAGCUCUCCGUCAUCCCCGUCCGACGAGGCUACUGGGGUUCCAACCUCGGUCAGCCUCACUCUCUGCCCUGCAAGCAAAGCGGCAAGUGCGGUUCCGUUACCGUCCGACUUAUCCCUGCUCCCCGUGGUACUGGCCUCGUUGCCUCGCCCGCUGUCAAGCGAUUUCUUCAGCUCGCUGGUGUUGACGACGCCUACACAUCGUCUGCCGGUUCCACCAAGACUCUCGAGAACACGCUCAAGGCUACCUUCGUUGCCGUGUCCAAUACCUACGGCUUCCUGACCCCCAAUCUGUGGAAGGAGACCAAGUUGAUUCGGAGCCCCUUGGAGGAGUUUGCGGACACCCUGCGGGACGGCAAGCGGUACUAG